UGCUGAAACAAAGGUUAAACCCUGUUCGGCAGAGGAUCAUAUAAAUUGCAAUGUACAAGUUUUCCUUAGCCUUAUAAUAAAAUAAUUAAUUAUUCUGUACAUUAUUGUCAAAAGCAAAGAAACAUGUAUUUAUUUUAGUACUUACCUGUAACUAUUUUUCUAACCCAAUGCCAAGAGAAGUUUCCGACAAAAUAUUUGUGGAAAUAGAACUUACACUUACAGCUCCCUGAUAUAUUUAACAUCUCUCUGAACGUGAAUGGCGGCUCAAAAACUUGACAAGUUAAAAUUGUAUGGUGGAAUUGAUAAAUAAAUAAUUUUAUAAGAAUGAAACCUGUCGCAAAUCAAGCUUAUUGGAAGGAACUAGCUAGCGAGGAACUCAAAGAAGCCCUCCAAGUGAAAUGGAACACGAACACAGCGAAAAACGUAAUUUUGUUCGUUGGGGAUGGCAUGGGACCGAAUACCGUGACAGCUACCAGAAUUUACAAAGGCGGAGAGAGUCACAAACUUGUGUACGAGAAGUUCCCGCAUGUCGGGUUGUUAAAAACUUACUCCGCCAACAAAAUGGUCCCAGACUCAGCGUGUACUGCAACCGCGUUGUUCUGCGGGGUCAAGGUGAACCAAGAGACGAUCGGAGUGGACGCUACUGUCAAACACAGAGAUUGCAUUGCGUCGUUGAAUCCAGAAGCUAGAUUAAAGUCUUUAGCUGCGAUUGCAUUAGAGGCUGGAAAGCGUGCAGGCCUAGUGACGACAAUGCGAGUAACGCAUGCGACUCCGGCGCCGAUGUACGCGCACAGCGCCGAUCGAAAGUGGGAGUGCGAUGGCAAGAUGCCCGCGGCGGCGCUGGCGACGAAAGGCUGCAAGGACCACGCCCGGCAGCUGAUCGAGGACUGGCCGGGACGGGAUUUACAUGUAAUAAUGGGUGGCGGCAGACAAGUUCUAGUAUCAAAUGUGACAAACUCAUCUGCAGAUCCAUACGACUCCAGUCGAUGGGGGUGUUUUCGUAAAGACGGGAGAGACCUCAUCGAAACUUAUAGAAAAGAUAAAGAAAGACGAACUUUGAAAUAUAGCAUCGUCACUAAUAACAAAGAACUGAAGGCUCUUGAUGAGAAGAACACUGAUUAUCUUUUAGGCAUCUUCGCCAACGGACACCUGAAUUUUGAAUAUCAACGGGAUAAAGGUCCAGCGGGAUCACCAUCCUUAUCGGAGAUGGUGGAAGCGGCCAUCAAAGUACUGCGACAGAGCAAGACAGGAUACUUCCUUAUGGUAGAAGGCGGCAACAUUGACAUGGCGCACCACCGAGGGCGGGCAAAGACAGCCGUUGACGAGGCAGCGGCCAUGGAAGAUGCAGUCAGACGCACGUUGGAGCUGACUGAAGAGAAAGACACGCUUCUUUUGGUCACCAGCGACCAUACGCAUACGUUAUCUAUUAACGGGUAUCCGUUAAGAGGAACUAAUAUUUUUGGAAUAGCUGCCAAGUCGCCGUACGACGGAUUAACAUACACAACACUGAGCUACGGCACGGGCGGCCCCGGUUCAUUCCAAUACGAAGUGGUGGCCGAACGCGUGAUACGUAAAGCCCCGUCUUACAAUGACACGGACAGCUUUGAAUAUCAACAGGUGGCGGCUAUUACCUUGGAGGAGAAUAGUCAUGGCGGGGGAGACGUUGUUAUCUAUGCCAGAGGACCUCACGCCCAUUUGUUCCACAACGUACACGAGCAGCAUUACGUGUACCACGCAAUCUCGUACGCAGCCAAGAUCGGGGCGCACUCUGGCGCGCCUCCUCGAGCGACAGCGAAGCUUUCUUCCAUUGCGGCAUAUAUCAUAUUCAUCGCAGUAUGGCUUGAUUCGCUGGUUUAAAAAACAACUAGUCUAGACUUUUUUCUGCUGGAACAAUAUUUGAUUUAUGACUUUUUGAGAUUUUUAAUAAAAUGCUCUUCCAUUUAAAAUAAUUUUGUAGAAUACAAAUAAUUUAUUUAAAUUACUUAUUCUUUCUCGCCCAAGUUACAAUAAUUAUUAUAGCAAUUGUUAGUGUUAGAACAAACAGGCAGUGGUCUUUGUUAAAUAAUAUUAUAUAUACGCGACGGGAUGCCCACCCUCA
Molecule: messenger RNA, 2098 nt
Organism: Hyposmocoma kahamanoa
Lineage: Eukaryota; Metazoa; Arthropoda; Insecta; Lepidoptera; Cosmopterigidae
Product: alkaline phosphatase, tissue-nonspecific isozyme-like
Exons: 9
Coding region: 325-1857 (510 amino acids)
Biological process (GO): dephosphorylation
Molecular function (GO): alkaline phosphatase activity
Source: RefSeq, a predicted model, not a curated record